Acanthosepion pharaonis is the source of this 1137-nucleotide messenger RNA. Lineage: Eukaryota; Metazoa; Mollusca; Cephalopoda; Sepiida; Sepiidae. The record is from the annotation of a GenBank genome assembly.
AUGUUGCCGCCAAGUCUGGCCGGGUUUCAGCGGUGUUGCCGCCAAGUCUGGCCGGGUUUCAGCGGUGUUGCCGCCAAGUCUGGCCGGGUUUCAGCGGUGUUGCCGCCAAGUCUGGCCGGGUUUCAGCGGUGUUGCCGCCAAGUCUGGCCGGGUUUUCAUGGUGUUGCCGCCAAGUCUGGCCGGGUUUCAGCGGUGUUGCCGCCAAGUCCGGGUUUCAGCGGUGUUGCCGCCAAGUCUGGCCGGGUUUCAUGGUGUGACGCGCCAAGUCUGGCCGGGUUUCAGCGGUGUUGCCGCCAAGUCUGGCGGGUUUCAGCAAUGUUGCCGCCAAGUGGCGCCAGGUUUCCAGCGGUGUUGCCGCCAAGUCUGGCCGGGUUUCAGCGGUGUUGCCGCCAAGUCUGGCCGGGUUUCAGCGGUGUUGCCGCCAAGUCUGGCCGGGUUUCAGCGGUGUUGCCGCCAAAUGACGAAAACGAAUGUUUAGAGACGAAGAACUUGACCGCCAGUACAGAUGUUUGGCAACUUAUUCAGAGUCCGGGUUAUUAUGGCCAAUACAAAAAGAACAUGUCCUGUGGCUGGCUUAUUUAUGCUGGUGAUCCGAAUUAUUCCUUACAAGUUGACUGGCAGAGGGUUGAUAUUGAAUACAGUCUUGGUUGUCACAAAGAUUUCGUUCAAAUCUACAGAGGUUACGAUCGGUCGGGUGAGUUACUUGAUCACAGGUGUGGAAAAAGCUCCAUUAAUGUCAAUAACAUCGGUCGCUACGCCUACAUUUAUUUCCACACCGACGCAGAUACGGAACGAGAAGGGUUUUCUCUUAAAUACAAAUCGACUAACAGUGUGUAUCCCGUUUUAAACCUUUUUUCCUUUCCUUUCUUUUUUCCUUUCCUUUCUUUUUUCCUUUCCUUUCUUUUUUCCUUUCCUUUCUUUUUUCCUUUCCUUUCUUUUUUCCUUUCCUUUCUUUUUUCCUUUCUUUUUUCCUUUCCUUUCUUUUUUCCUUUGCUUUCUUUUUUCCUUUCCUUUCUUUUUUCCUUUGCUUUCUUUUUUCCUUUGCUUUCUUUUUUCCUUUGCUUUCUUUUUUCCUUUGCUUUCUUUUUUCCUUUGCUUUCUUUUUUCCUUUGCUUUCUUUUUUCCUUUCUUCGGUAA